This is a messenger RNA of Pochonia chlamydosporia 170, 1575 nucleotides long. Its product is annotated as transferase family protein. The coding region runs from base 1 to 1575 and encodes 524 amino acids. The transcript has a single exon. NCBI's taxonomy places the organism in Eukaryota, Fungi, Ascomycota, Sordariomycetes, Hypocreales, Clavicipitaceae. The record is from RefSeq and is a predicted model, not a curated record.
AUGUCACUCAAAACUUCCACCAGGGUCCAUGCCCUAUCGAAACCUGCUCCCCAGGUCAUCUCCCUCUCCCUGCUGGACGCCACCACCGCAAACUUUGCCCUCACCAGCGCUAUAUGGCUCUUCGACGCUUCCAUACAGCCUAACCAAGAUAUCAACUUAUCGGAACAUUUGAGAAAAACACUUGGGGCCACUCUGAAUGCAUAUCCUCAGUGGACAGGUCAAAUCAAAGCCAUCACAUCAACUGAUGGGAGCGCUCCCGACGAAGCAGCCCAUUUGCCCGCUCAUGCUCGACGCUUUGGACGAAUUUACACCAAAUUCGGAUACGAGCAAGAUCCCGGAGUUUCAUUCACUACUGCAACCUGUAGCUCUACCCUUGCUGAGCUGUAUCCCAUCUCUUCACGCCAUGCCGUUUGGGAGCUGGAUAAGAGCGAUUUGAAUGCGUUGGUAUCGCAGGAAUCAAUCGCAGACCCUUUCCAUGCACAUGAACGCAAUGAAACCGGGGUGCUGAAGCCGGUUAUGGCAAUUCAACUCUCGGAACUGGCGUGCGGAGGCUUCGCUUUGGCUGUAAAGAUUGCACAUCCUUUGGCUGAUAUUUCUGCUCUGGCGACAUUCAUGAAAAAUUGGGGCGCUGUAAGCCGUGCAGCUCUUCUAGGUGACCCUGAGCCUGUGUUGAAGCCAGUCUUUGAUCCAUCUAAGCUAGAUAGACUUGCUGCAGGCAAUAUCAACAGCUCGCAGCCGUCUUCAAAGGUAUUGAAGCAGUUGGAGGGCCUACCACUACACAGAUACGACUGGUGGGCAUCAGCAGCAACUUGCCCAUGGGGUAUGACCAUCCCAGAACCUUUUAAAGAAGACGUUACACCCGCGGGGAGAAUCAUGCCCUGGACUGAAUGGGAUGUCAGAGCACCGGUGCCCAGGUCCAUAAUUCGCUUCACUCACGAACAAGUCGAUUUCCUUUGGAAGGCAGCCAAUACGGGUAGCACGUCAGGGAUAAGUAGGCAUGAUGCCAUUGUCGCCCAUGUCUGGUCAUGCAUUACGCGAGCACGCAAGACCGACGAUUCCGGCCCGGUACACUGCGACUUGGUUUAUGGCGUGCGGUCACCGCUUCAAUUGGGAAGUGGUUUUGUAGGAUCGCCUAUGUUUAUGAUUAAUGUUGAGAUGGCUGCGGACGUGGUUGGGACCGAAGGGGGAAGUCAUUUUCACAAGGUAGCUGGUCGUAUUAGGGAGACGAUCCGCAGGAUACAACCGUCUGAUAUUGCAGCUCAUUUGCAUAGUAUUGCGUAUGAAAAAUCGCCGCAGCGGAUUUGGCAGGCGUUUUUGGGUCGUAGGCAUGUUAUGCUUACUAGUUGGGCUAGGGCUGGGGUUUAUGAUGUCGAUUUUGGGCUGGGUUUGCUGCGGUAUGUGGAUGAUGUUAUGCCGAGUAUGGAUGGUAUUGUUGUUGUUAAGGAGGGUGCUGGGCCGGGACGAUGUGGGAAUGAUGGAGGAGGAGGUUGGACGGAGAAUGGUGUGGAUGUUGAUGUUCGUAUUGGGAGGGAGGAUAUGGAGCGGUUGUUGGAGGAUUGUGCGUUGCUGCCGUGA